This is a messenger RNA of Fragaria vesca subsp. vesca, 878 nucleotides long. RefSeq names its product protein TIC 20-II, chloroplastic-like. NCBI's taxonomy places the organism in Eukaryota, Viridiplantae, Streptophyta, Magnoliopsida, Rosales, Rosaceae. The transcript has a single exon. The record is from RefSeq and is a predicted model, not a curated record. Bases 71 to 685 code for a protein of 204 amino acids.
CCAACAGGCCUGUUAUCAUCUUCACUAAUAAACGAAACAAAGCGAAGCGAAGCAACACUGUCUGUUUCUCAUGGCCUCCAUCCAUCUCCUCCACGGCCUCUCGCCGACUACUCCCAAAGCCCUAGCCUUACCCAGAUUCCGGACCUCCACUAUAGCCACCCGGUCGCUCUCUUUCCCCAAACCCAAAUCGAAGACCAUCACUUGCAUGUCCUCCGGCACUCCCACGCCGGCCACAGAUCGCUUAAUCUCCGCCGUCUCAUACACUCUCCCCUUCUUCAAUUCCCUCCAGUACGGUCGCUACCUGUUUCUCCAGUUCCCCAAACUGGGCCUUCUCUUCGAGCCGCUGCUUCCCUUGUUGGGUCUCUACAGGUCCAUCCCCUACUCGAGCUUCGUCGCCUUCUUCGCCCUCUAUUUGGGUGUGGUCAGGAACCCUAGCUUCAGCCACUACGCCAGGUUCAAUGCUAUGCAAGCAGUUACUUUGGACGUCCUCUUGGUUCUGCCACUCCUCGUUCAGAGGAUCUUCAGCCCGGGUCAGGCCGGUCUAGGCUUCAAGCUCAUGGUCUGGGGCCAUAAUGGUAUUUUCGUCUUCAGUGUUUUCUGCUUUGUUUAUGGCUUGGUUAGUUCUGUUUUGGGUCGCACUCCUUACUUGCCCUUUGUUGCUGAUGCCGCCGGCCGCCAGCUCUGAUCUCGACUCACUCUUGUUUUGUUCUAUGUUAUGUAUGGAGCUGAUGGUAUCAAAGGGUUGAGUUUUAUGUGCUUGAGUUUCACUGCUAGUUUCAUAAUCAAUUCAGGAAGCGAUUGCAUUCGCCCUUUUAUGCUUGCUGCAUGUUGAUUUCUUUGGCUUGUCUUGAGAAUAAAAUUGCUACGUAAUCGAGUCA